Molecule: messenger RNA, 2118 nt
Organism: Cydia pomonella (codling moth)
Lineage: Eukaryota; Metazoa; Arthropoda; Insecta; Lepidoptera; Tortricidae
Exons: 2
Coding region: 903-2054 (383 amino acids)
Source: RefSeq, a predicted model, not a curated record
AACCGGAGUUUAACAUCAAUUAUCAAAAGUAAUGUAACUCACCCCUCUUUUCCCAUUCCUCAUCCCGCUAACAACCCAACAGACCAAACCCCCCGUGUAUCAUCAACCACGCUAAAGUACAAGUGCAAAUCAAUAGAAAAUAAAUUAUCAGAUGGCAACUUAAAGGGAGCAACUAGAUUGCUUUUUUCUAGCGAUACUUUGGCGACAUAUUCUCCUGCCGUGCUCAAUGCUCUGCAAGAGAAACAUCCCUCCGCUUCAAUGCCCUCGCCACAGCCCAACUCACCAGCUGCCACUUCCCAACCACUACAAGUAUCGAAAACUGCAAUUUUACAUGCGAUACUCUCCUUUCCAGCUGGGUCAGCAGGCGGACUAGACGGCAUCUCCCCACAACACCUAAAAGAUUUAACUAGCCCGCUUGCGGGAGAUGCCGGCGAGACUUUACUGGAGGAGCUAACCACGCUAACAAAUCUAAUGCUUGCGGGUAAAGUUUGCCAAGACAUCGUCCCAUUACUAUAUGGAGCUAAUCUUGUUGCGCUCAGUAAAAAAGAUGGCGGAAUACGACCAAUUGCAGUUGGAAACACAUUUCGGCGUCUUACAUCCAAAAUUUGUUGCCGUGAAUUUCAUUCUCGCCUAACAAGUAAAUUUAAACCAACCCAGCUGGGCUUUGGGCUUAAAGGAGGUUGUGAAGCGGCAGUGCAUGCGACCCGCUCUUUUUUAUACAGUCCAAAUUUUGAAAUCCUUGUGAAAGUUGACGUUAAAAACGCGUUUAAUUCCAUAGACCGAGGAAUCCUAUUGACCCAAAUUGAAAAUGAUUUACCAGAAAUUUAUGGCUACCUUUGGCAAUGUUACGGGACCACUUCAAAGCUCAUGUAUAAAAAUAACGAAAUACUUUCUUGUGUAGGAUGCCAGCAAGGAGACCCACUAGGGCCCGCAAUCUUCAGCCUAGCCAUUCAUCCCUUCAUCUCUCAGCUCACAUCCGAACUAAAUUUUUGGUAUUUAGACGACGGCACCAUCGGUGGAAUUGGACCCAAGCUACCCUCCCGAUCAAAUAUGGCGGUCUUGGUAUCCGUUUGACGGGCAGUUUAGCUCUCCCAGCCUUUCUGUCGUCUGCCUAUAGCACGAUCACCCUCAUUGGCGGUAUAUUACGUAUCCCUUCAACCGCUAAUGUGUCGGUGUCGUGCCUGGCGGACGCUGAAUCGGCAUGGAGAGCAGACCAUCCCGUCGAGCAGAUACCAGAGGAGAAAGCCAGCCAAGCAGCAUGGGACGCGAUAAGUAUAAAAACGCACCACCAACUUCUACUACAAAACUGCCAUAACGACCACGAACGGGCGAGGCUAUUAGCCGUUUCCGAAAAGGAAUCCGGGCAUUGGCUGCACGCGCUUCCAUCGCGAAACCUUGGCUCGACUCUAGAGCCACCAGCCUUACGCAUCGCUGUUUGCCUCCGCCUGGGCCUAAAGGUAUGCGAGCCCCACGCUUGUAGUAGAUGCGCCCAGCCUGUGGACGCUCUAGGACGGCAUGGCUUACACUGCCAAAUGAGCGCAGGCCGACUAUACAGGCACGCCACAUUAAACGACCUGAUCCGCCGCGCCCUUUGCACCGCCUCCCUACCUGCGACUUUGGAGCCGUCAGGCCUCUCUGCCACCGACGGCAAGAGACCUGAUGGCUGCACUCUUGUGCCUUGGAGCCUUGGCCGCCCUUUAGCGUGGGACGCUACCUGCGUCGAUACGCUAGCCCCGUCCCACGUUGAAGGAUCGGCCCGGAAGCCCGGGACUGCCGCGGACCAGGCCCAGACACUAAAGCGCCGCAAAUAUGCGUUCCUAACGGACCAAUACGAAUUUGCGGCGCUUGCCAUAGAAACACUGGGUCCAUGGUCGAGCGACACAAAGCAAUUUAUGAAGGAAGUGUCGGUCCGACUAAUAGGUGUCUCGGGCGACCACAGGGCGGGCUCCUUCUUUGCCCAAAGAUUGAGCCUGGCGGUGCAAAGGGGCAAUGCUGCUAGCAUCCUAGGGAGUAUUCCAGAAGCGGGUAGCUUUGGGGAGGUAUUUUAUAUUUAGGUUUUAUAAAUAUAUAUAAGUGUAAUAUAAAAAUAUUUCUUAGUUACAUGUUAACAUGUAAACA